Messenger RNA from Platichthys flesus (European flounder), 470 nucleotides. It is a transcript of the gene ppp1r17, whose product is annotated as protein phosphatase 1 regulatory subunit 17. Lineage: Eukaryota; Metazoa; Chordata; Actinopteri; Pleuronectiformes; Pleuronectidae. The record is from RefSeq and is a predicted model, not a curated record. Bases 28 to 426 code for a protein of 132 amino acids. Gene Ontology annotation, molecular function: protein phosphatase inhibitor activity. The transcript is spliced from 4 exons. Gene Ontology annotation, biological process: regulation of phosphatase activity.
AGGGGAGGGUCUUGUGGCAGAUGAUAGAUGCAGAUGGGGGAGGAUGCUCCUCCUCCGACCUUCAUAACCCAGAGUCACACAACGCUCCCGUCUGUCUGGGUCACACUGCUGAGACUGAGAAAGCCCAGAGGACCUGAGAUGACGACAAGCUGUAUGAGGUCAACCCUGGAACCUGAACAUCGACUGAUGACACAGGACAGCAAGCACUACCAGGGGGCGCUGAAGAGCUCAGUGGACAGGAAGGACGAUGAGGACAAGCCAGAGGUUCUCUGUGCAGAGAAUCAGGAGGAAGACCAGCUGAAGAAACCUCGCAGAAAGGACACUCCCGUCCUCAACUGUCCUCCGCACAUACCAGGAGUGAGGCUGAUGAAGAAGGAGAAGCACUUGGUCUACCUGGAGGAUGCGGAGAAGGAUGUGACCAAUUAAAUUUUCCUGUUUUGUUCGUAAAUCUUAUAUGUUCAAAGUCUCAU